AUGCCAUACGCCGACUUCUUCGAAUACCGCCGCUCUGGCCUCCUCGCACUACUUGAACGCAUCGAAGAAGGAGACCGCGAUGAGCUCGACUACAUAAGUUCUAAGAUCUAUACCGACACUCGCAACGACUCUGUCCCGAUCUACGACCUUAGCUGCUUUGGUGCCAUCAUGAGUCUAUGCCAUGCUGACUGGAUGGAAGCUGAGAGCGGUCGUCUUCUUACUGCUCACGCCUAUGUGUUGCAACGCGCUGCUGCAGCUACUCUCAACCCAAACGCCAUCGAGAACAUUGAUGAAGAGCUCCCAAGAGGCUUCUGCUCGAGUACCGGCCUGUUCAAGGUGGGUCCAAGGUUUCCGGGCGCGAGAGUACCAUACACUGGUCCCAUUGGCGAUGUGACUGAGAUGAGACUGGUCUAUCGUGACCUCGGAUAUGCUCACAAGAUCAACGAGUUCGAUACUUACCCUGAGAGAGUCAUGAAUGACGCUCCCUUGAGAAAGGCUUGGGAGGAGAGAGCUCGCAGAUUGAUUGACGAGGGUCUGAUUGGACAACGCCAAGUCAACAUGGACACUUUCGGCCGCGAAUUCUAUCCCUACUACAACGUCAGGCCUGGAGACACCAUCUCGAACGUUGUCAUCGCGAAAGAUUCCAAGGGUAUUCCACAGGUUGUUGAUGCCACCAUCGUCAGCGGCUCUAGCACUACGACCAACGAUCAGCAGAACAUUGGCGUCGGCGAAGAGGACGAACAUCAAACUGAGGGACACGAUCAAGCCGAAGUCGAAGCUCUCGAACGCAAGAAGGCCAAGAACCGCAAGAAGAACCAGAAGAGAAAGGUCAACAAGAAGGCUCAAAAGGCUGGGCAGCAAGAGGAAGAGGCCUCGGAGUCACACCUUGCCGACCACCUGGCUGAGAAUUACACUCUGGAAUCGAGUGAUACCGUCGUGGACGAUAGUGGCUUGAUUGAAGGUGUUAAUGCGCGAUGA
Molecule: messenger RNA, 978 nt
Organism: Aureobasidium musti
Lineage: Eukaryota; Fungi; Ascomycota; Dothideomycetes; Dothideales; Saccotheciaceae
Source: the annotation of a GenBank genome assembly